CAGCGCCAUCUAAUGAAGACUUUCGUGAUCGAGAUUGGAAUCAAAAAUAUUGGUCUAUGGAUCGGGAGAACGCAAAUCGUCACGCUAAAGUGUCAGAAAUCGAUAUAGGAGACACAGUCCUGAUGCAGAAUUUGACUCCAGGAAACAAACUUAGUACGACAUACGGUCCAGCAGAAUAUACAGUUCUCUCAAAGGAAGGGUCGCGGAUGACUGUUCAGAAUGAAUCUACAGGGAAAAUCUUCCAGCGGAACUCGGCUCAUUUGAAAAAGAUUUCCCUACCAGUUCAAGGCGAGCAGGGUGAAGGUUCGGUUGUUUCCUCACCGCCGCAGAUUCAACCAGUUCCGGAAGGUCAACAAUCAACGGAUGCAUCUGUCUCUCCUAUGGAAAUGAACAACGAUCAAAGCGACGGUACAGCCAAUUCUGAUACCAGGCCGAAGCGUGCAGUUCGCAGACCAUUAAGGUUUGAUGACUAUGUGGAGGACUACAAUGGAUGAGUCAAUGUCUUGAGAAAAAAGGAGAUGUGAUACUUUGUAUGUACAAUACCUUGCGUUAUAAAUAC
Molecule: messenger RNA, 559 nt
Organism: Aedes albopictus (Asian tiger mosquito)
Lineage: Eukaryota; Metazoa; Arthropoda; Insecta; Diptera; Culicidae
Exons: 2
Coding region: 57-494 (145 amino acids)
Source: RefSeq, a predicted model, not a curated record